Molecule: messenger RNA, 2933 nt
Organism: Leucoraja erinaceus (little skate)
Lineage: Eukaryota; Metazoa; Chordata; Chondrichthyes; Rajiformes; Rajidae
Product: pleckstrin homology domain-containing family O member 1-like
Exons: 6
Coding region: 127-1464 (445 amino acids)
Source: RefSeq, a predicted model, not a curated record
CCCCCUGCGCUGGGCUGUUGCCGGAAGCCGGCGCGGUGAGUCAGAGAGAGGAAGCGCCGAGCCGGGCCGCCCCUCACAGGAUGCUCGGAGCUCGGAGCGUCUCUGCCCAGAGACGGAGCCGCCGGCAUGGGAGAGGAAGGGGGCUGUCAGGGCCAUGCUGGCUGGGUCCGCAAGCAAUGCAGCCGCGGGCUCCUGGGGGGUGGCUGGAAGGAACGCUACAUCCGACUGGACAGAGGCCGCCUCCUCAUCUACGAACAGCAGGGUGACAUCCAGUGUGAGGAGACAGUGGACCUUGCAAAGUACCAGUGCUGUCAGGAGCUGCGAGGAUUGAUAAAGAAAAGAAAACAAUUUAGACUGGCUCUUGUCCGUAGCACAGGAACUAAGGUACCCGAACCAAAGUUUCAAGUUCCAAAUGCUGAAGAAAAGGAUUUGUGGCUGACUGCCUUAAAUGAAGCAAUCAAAGAGGCCAACAAUGAACAGUUUGAUCAGGUUACAGUGGAUGAAAAAAAUUCUCUGGAUCACUUGACACGUAACAGAGUGAAAAUAAACCACAGCAGAAGACCACCAACCAGACAACAUCGAAGAGAAGUUGCCACUGCUGUGUCUGAUGGAAUGCAGAGAUUGGAACUUGGUGCUCAGAAUCUUAUAACUGAAGACAAAAGUGAAGAGAAUUCAAAGGGAAAUGUUCGUGACCAUGCCAACACGAAUAGACCUAUCCUCAUGCCUAAGGUGAAACCCAGUAAUGCAAAAGUCAACAUUGGGCCAGAGGUUUUGGACAGCCAGGGCAAGGAGCCUGUGACCAAGGAAGGGGAGGGGCCUGUGACCAAGGAAGGGGAGGAGUCAGCAUCCAAUGAAGGGGCGGGGCCGAUGACCAAGAAAGAGGCGGAACCGGCGACCAAUGAGGACAAGGAGACGGCUGGAGCAGACCCCAUAGAAUGGGAAAAUGCAAAUGAAUCUGAUUGCCAAGCAAAUGUAUCCAGGGGUGAUGAAGUGAAGAAGCUAUCUUCUGAAACAAACAGUAUUAGUUCACUUUCUAGAGCAAAUCUAUCCAGAGUUAAAUGUUCUUCCAUGGGGAAUCUCUUGGGCGAAUCCAAACCGAAAGGAAUGAAGAAAGGAUUCAAUGCCUAUUUUGCUGACCUAAAGAAUGAGAAUGUGGCAAAAAUGGAAGGUGAAAUAGCGUUGGAGCUAAAAGUAACACAGAAACUUCUCCAUCAAGUGACUCAGGUCUUGGAUCCAGGUAAUGACACACCUGGUGAGCAGAGUGAUGCCACACAGAAUGGCCAAUCAACCAAGCAUGCCGCGCACUUACUAAACGAAGCUAUGGCCAAAUGGUCAGAGGCUGACAAAGUCUUGCAGGAACUUAAAGAUUUAAAAGAAUUAUGCAAGAAAUCUGAGACACUCACCUUGGAGGAGAAUGUGAGACGCAAAAAUCUGUUGAUUAUCCACAGAAGAAGUAUGCCAUAGUUUGACUCUGUAAUGUACAGGAAUGCCAGUACAAACUUGCUGGUAGACUAAUUGUUAUAUCCAAAUCUUAAACCAGGUUUCUUACAUUAUCUUAAAUUUGUCUGCAGUAAGUGGACAAGAAGUGGGAGAGCUAUGCAGUUGGCCAGAACAUCUUUGAUGAAGUAAUAGAUUUUUUGUAAAAUAAUUAUUUGUAUGGUAUUGAGCUGAGAAUCUGGGAUCAUGCAAUGAUCACACCAGUAUGGUUAUGCUAAUCACCAGCUUGACUGCUACAGAGUCAAACAUUUUGCACACGCUCAGUUUUUUAAUCUUAGCUAAUAAGAGCUUCCUCAGAUUUUUUUUGUUCUCAUUUUCCUUUGUUCUUGUUGUUUCAACUCUCUAGCUUUCCUGUUGUGUUGUUCAACUAUGAUUUGCAGCAAAUGCAGGGGUUCUAGAGUUCCCUCUGCAUGCUGUAUGUCUUUUUUUAAAUUAUCCAAUGGUAUGAUGAAGGUUGUUACAAUAGAUUUAUUUCUGACAGUCGUGAUGGCAAGAAUGUUGUUUGUGAGUCCUGUUGUGAAGGAGACAGGCUACUGAGUCUAUUCCUGCCCAGGGUCAGAAGGCAAUUAUGUUCAAAUUCAGUAAUCAUUAAAAUAUGAAUGUAAAGUUGCUGAUUUGUAAUUUCCAGUCAGUAUUUCAGUUACCGCAAGUAUUACUGUAUUUAAUUUAACUGCAUUGUUCAAACAAUAUUUGUACAAGUAUUUCUGCAAAAACACGAUUUGUAAGAAACCACAUUUUCAAAGAUUGUGUUUUAAAAACAACUGUCAUUGGGGAUAAGAGGGGGUUAGGGGCUAGAAUGUUUCAGAUUUGCAAUAAUAGUUAUUCUUCCUGCAGGAUUUUCAAAACUAAAGGUAUUUACAAUAGCUACAAGUUUUGUUACUGCAAACUACAAAUACUGAAGGUUGCGUAUUAUUUUAUUUAAUGGAGCAUCAUUGUACAAGUGUCAAUACAAAUGAUUCGUGUCAAUUUCCAGUGGCCUCCCACAUUGAAACCAGCAGCUGCAUUCUGAAGAGAGUCUUAUUACUGCAUGGAGGUUACAUGGAACAAAGUAUUUACUCCAAACUUGUUUUCCCCAAGACAGCUUUUUUCCCCUGCUUAUCAAUUUCCAAAGUAAUUUAAACGUGGCUCUCUACAGUUUGAGAUUGAAAUUGCAUUAUAACCAAUUUGCGCUAUGGAAACAAGCAUUAUAGCAGAACUACCUGUAUUUCUGUGACCUCCAAUUAUUUUUACUGCCAGUAUUAAUAAUUAUGCAAAAAUAAAACAAAAUGACUGUCUUAGUAUAUACCAAGUGGAAUGUUUUAUAUAUCCUACCAAUUAACACUGGCUUAUUGCUUUAUUUAUAUUUUAACCAUGUUUAUAUUUUUCCGUAAUGAAGUAAAUAUACCAUGAAAUAAUGUAGAAACAUUUUAAAAUAAAAUGGCAUUCUGUCAACCACA